Rosa chinensis is the source of this 1845-nucleotide messenger RNA. Its product is annotated as UDP-glycosyltransferase 86A1. Bases 184 to 1638 code for a protein of 484 amino acids. Lineage: Eukaryota; Viridiplantae; Streptophyta; Magnoliopsida; Rosales; Rosaceae. Gene Ontology annotation, molecular function: UDP-glycosyltransferase activity. The transcript is spliced from 2 exons. The record is from RefSeq and is a predicted model, not a curated record.
UUAUUACCUUUAUCUUCUCUGUUUUUCAAAGUCUUCUCUUGUCAAUUUCUUUCUUGAAACCCAUCCCAUUUUGUUUACAUUAUCAUUCUGCUAUAUUAUAAGGAUUGGUGAGGUUUCAGCCUAUGUCCUCUUUCUCAAUCCUCACACAAGACAGAGUCACAGAGCUAGCAAAUACUUGGAACCAUGGAGGCCAAUCACCCAAAGCCUCAUGCAAUCAUGGUACCUCUUUCUCUCCAAGGCCAUGUCAACCCCUUCACCCAGUUGGCCAUGAACCUUGCAUCAAAUGGCUUCACCAUCACUUUUGUCAACACUCAAUACAUUCAUCACCAGAUAACCAGAUCCAAACCGAAGAACAGCACUACACAAGAGCAAGAUCAAGAUCAAGAUGACAUCUUUGCUGCGGCGCGUGAGUCCGGCCUUGACAUACGCUAUAGAACAGUGAAUGAUGGUUUCCCACUGUCCUUCAAUCGGUUUCAGAACCUUGAACAAUUUCUUGAGGGCUAUAUCCAUGUCUUCCCUGCCCAUGUUGAUGAACUUGUUGGGGAUUUAGUACAGUCUGACCCCUCAAUCAAUUGUUUGAUUGCUGACACCUUCUACACAUGGCCGGUGAUGAUAGCCAACAAGUACAACCUUAUCAAUAUCUCCUUCUGGACUGAACCAGCUCUAGUCUUAAACAUUUACUACCACUUGGACCUCCUCAUAAAACAUGGUCAUUUUGGUUGUCAUGAUAAUUGUGAGGACACCAUAGAUUACAUACCUGGUGUGCAGGCUAUUGAACCAAAGGAUUUGAUGUCACACCUGUACAUUACUGAUACCUCAGCUCCGAUGAUGCGAAUCGUUAAGAAGGCGUUCCGCGAAGUUAAAAGGGCAGAUUUUAUACUGUGUAAUACAGUUCAAGAACUUGAAGCAGAGUCUCUUUCAGCCUUGCAAGACAAGCAACCUACAUAUGCAAUUGGCCCCCUCUUCCCCAGUGAACCCACCAAGAAUGUUGUGGCUACUAAUCUGAUGUCCGAGAUUGACUGUACACACUGGCUCAAAACCAAGCCUCAAGGUUCUGUUUUGUAUGUUUCAUUUGGUAGCUAUUGUCAGGUUACUAAGAAUGAGUUUGAGGAAAUAGCUCAGGGCCUUUUGCUUAGUAAAGUGAAUUUCAUUUGGGUACUACGCCCUGACACUAUAAGCUACGACGAAGAAAGGUAUAUUGUUCCCUUUGGAUUGGAAGACCAGAGCGAUAGAGGGUUAAUGGUGCCUUGGUGUUCUCAGGUUGAGGUGCUCUCAAAUCCAGCAAUAGGAGGGUUCUUAACUCAUUGUGGAUGGAAUUCCAUACUGGAAAGUAUGUGGUUUGGUGUUCCAAUGCUGUGUUUUCCUAUUGAAACUGACCAAAUCACUAAUAGGAAACUAGUGGUUGAUGAUUGGAGGAUUGGUCUCAAUCUUUGUGACAGGAAGCCAAUCACAAGGUUGGAGGUAGCACAGAAGGUCAACCGUCUGAUGGGUGGAAAUUUGGGUGAUCGACUAUUGCAGAAGGAGACCAAGAAGGCAAAGCAGACAUUGGGGGAAGCUUUGGCUGCAGAUGGGUCAUCACAACAGAGUUUCCACCGAUUUAUUAGUGACGUAAAGGCUAAAAUUCAAACACGCAUUUGAGAAAUUCUUGUAUGUGUCGAUUCAUGUAGUUUCUUGUAAUAACGAGGAGAGUUGUUUAAAACCGACACAUUUGACACUGCGUUUCUGGUUCAUCAUCAUCAUAUUCUCUUUGUUGUAUUUGUCAUAGGGUAAGAAGUGAUACGUCUAAAAGAAUAGAGAAUGUAACAUAUGCCCGGAACUUAUCAAUCUAUCAAGCUCACUUGAUCA